UGUAUAAAGGAUUUAAAAUUUUUUUGUUUGUAGAGUUUUGUAACGAGACAAGAAUAUUAGGGUAGGUAUGGAAAUCGCUGUGCAACAACUUAAAAAAAGUCACAACUUUGUCUUAAAGAUACUAAAUCAUGUGAACGUAAAGGCACUUGUCUCCUUUUCUCGGUUGGAAAGGAGACAGGAGCAGGCACUUUCUGAUACUGUGCUUGAGGAGAAACACUCAGCCGUUUCUCGGAGUAAGGAAAUGGCUUUCUUUGACCUGAUAAAGGAAAAGGAUGAAGGUGAGAAGUGGGAAAACGUUCAGCUGUGUGAGCGGAUCGGAGAUUAGCCCGGGACAAAAUCAUGAGUCUGCUGCCUCCUGUUUCCUGCUUUUUGGGCCUGUUGCCCUUUUGGAUGCUGUGUGCAUCUUUCACCCACAGGUGUACUGUUUGGCGCGAGGUAGCCGACUGCAGCCACCUAAAGCUGACUCAAAUACCCGAUGACCUACCGGCAAACCUAACCGUGUUGAAUCUAACCCAUAAUCAGCUCAAAAAACUACCACCUGCCAAUUUGACCAGAUACAGCCAACUUACUGUCUUGGAUGCAGGAUUUAACUCCAUCUCCAAACUGGAGCCAGAACUGUGCCAAAAACUCCCCUUGUUGGAAAUUUUGAACAUCCAGCACAAUGAGCUCUCUCAAGUUUCUGAUAAAACCUUUACCUUCUGCCUGAAUUUGGCUGAACUCCUUCUUAGGUCCAACUCAAUCCAGAAAAUUCAAAAUAAUCCCUUUAAAAACCUGAAGAAUUUAAUCAAAUUAGAUCUAUCUCAUAAUGGCAUCCCAUCUGUGAAAUUAGGAACUGAGGUCCAGCUGCAAAGUCUCCAAGAGCUUUUGUUAUCAAAUAAUAAAAUUAAUGUACUAGCACGUGAAGACCUUGAUUUCCUCGGCAAUUCUUCCUUAAAAAAAUUGGAAUUGUCUUCAAAUCCCAUCAAAGAGUUCUCUCCAGGGUGUUUUCAUGCAAUUGGAAAAUUAUUUGGUCUCUCGCUGAACAAUGUCCAGCUGGGUCCCAGGCUCACAGAGAAACUGUGUCUGGAAUUAGCGAACACAAGCAUUCAGAAUCUGUUCUUGAGCAACACCCAGCUGCCCAGAACGAGCAAUGUGACCUUCGCUGGACUAAAGCAGACGAAUCUCACCACGCUCGAUCUGUCCUAUAACAGCUUAAAUACGAUCAGCAAUGAUUCCUUUGUUUGGCUUCCACAUCUAGAAUAUCUCUUCCUAGAAUAUAAUAACAUAGGCCACUUGUCCUCUCACUCCUUUUAUGGGCUCUCCAACGUGAGAUACCUGAACAUGAGACACUCUUUUACUAAACAAAGCAAUUCCCUUGCUUUGCUUCCCAAGAUUGAUGAUUUUUCCUUUCGGUGGCUAACAUGUUUGGAGUAUCUUAACAUGGACGAUAAUAACUUUCUGGGCAUAAAAAACAAUAUGUUCACGGGACUCGUAAAGCUGAAAUAUUUAAGUCUAUCCAACUCCUUCACAAGUUUUCAAACUUUAACAAAUGAAACAUUUGCCUCACUUGCCCAUUCUCCUUUACUUAUGCUCAACCUCACCAAAAAUAAAAUCUCAAAAAUGGAGGGUGGUGCUUUUUCUUGGUUGGGCCACCUGAAGGUACUAGACCUUGGCCUUAAUGAAAUUGGGCAAGAACUCACAGGGGAGGAAUGGAGAGGUCUAGACAAUAUUGCAGAAAUCUACCUUUCCUACAACAAAUACCUACAACUGACAAGCAACUCAUUCACCUCGGUUCCAAGCCUUCAACAACUGAUGCUCCGAAGGGUGGCCCUUAGAAUUGUGGCCCCUUCGCCUUUUCGCUCCCUUCGUAACUUGACCAUUCUCGAUCUAAGCAACAACAACAUAGCCAACAUAAACGAUGACCUUUUGGAGGGUCUGGAGAAACUGGAAAUUCUGGAUCUGCAACAUAACAACUUAGCGAGGCUCUGGAAACAUGCAAACCCUGGCGGCCCCGUGCAUUUCCUAAAGGGUCUUUCUCACCUCCGUAUCCUUAAUUUAGAGUCAAAUGGCUUUGAUGAGAUCCCGGUAGAUGCCUUCAAGGACUUAUUUCAGUUAAGGAGCAUCAAUUUGGGAUUGAAUAAUUUAAACAUACUUCCACCCUCCGUCUUUGAUGAUCAGGCAUCGCUAAAGUCACUGAGCCUCCAGAAGAAUCUCAUCACAUCAGUUGAGAAGAAUGUUUUUGGGCCAGCUUUCAAGAACCUGAGUAAUUUAGAUAUGAGCUUCAAUCCAUUUGAUUGCACAUGUGAAAGCAUCGCCUGGUUUGUUACCUGGAUCAAUGGCACCCACGCCAACAUCUCUGAGCUAUCGAGCCAUUACCUCUGCAACACUCCACCUCAGUACCAUGGUUUUCCCGUGAUGCUUUUCGAUGUAUCGCCCUGCAAAGACAGUGCACCCUUUGAACUCUUUUUCAUGAUAAGUACCAGCAUCCUAUUGAUUUUUAUCUCAAUGGUACUGCUCAUCCAUUUGGAGGGCUGGAGGCUAUCUUUUUAUUGGAAUGUUUUAGUGCAUCGAGCUCUGGGUUUCAAAGAAAUGGAUAGACAGCCUGAGCAGUUUGACUAUGCAGCGUAUAUAAUUCAUGCCUAUGAAGAUAGGGACUGGGUGUGGGAACACUUCUACCCCAUGGAGGAAAAAGAUCAAACCCUCAGAUUUUGUCUGGAAGAAAGGGACUUUCAGGCAGGCGUUCUUGAACUUGAAGCAAUUGUCAGUAGCAUCAAAAGGAGCAGAAAAACAAUUUUUGUUAUAACACAGAAUCUAUUGAAAGACCCAUUAUGCAAAAGAUUCAAGGUGCACCAAGCAGUUCAGAAAGCUAUUGAACAAAAUCUGGACUCCAUUAUCUUGAUCUUUCUUGAAGAGAUUCCAGAUUAUAAACUGAACCACACACUCUGUUUGCGAAGAGGAAUGUUUAAAUCUCACUGCAUCUUGAACUGGCCAGUCCAGGUGGAGCGAAUAAAUGCCUUUCAUCAUAAACUGCAAGUAGCACUUGGGUCCAGAAAUUCAGUCCAUUAAAUGUAUUUAAGGACUAAAGGAACAGAGGAGCAAAUUUUGUAAUUUAAAAAGUUCCAUGGUAAAUUUAAGUUUUAAAUUAAGUUCUUUGGCUCUAUGUUUCCUGUACUAUUCUUAACCUCCCCCUGCCUAUUUUGUACCUACUAUUUAUGAUACUUAUUUCCUGUACCUUUUCCUUCAUUCCCCACUCCCCUUUCCCACUGAUAACCAUCUAUGUGAUCUCCAUUUCUGUGAUUCCAUUCCUGUUCUAGUUGUUUGCUUAGUUAGUUUGUUGUUUUGUUUGCUUUUUUGUUUUUUAGGCUCAGUUUGAUAAUUGUGAGUUUCUUGAUAUUUUACUAUUCAAAUUUUCUGAUCAUCUUCUUUUUCUUAGAUAAGUUCCUCUAACAUUUCCUAUAAUAAGGACUUGGUGAUGAUGAACUCCUUUAACUUGACCUUAUCUGGGAAGCACUUUAUCUGCCCUGCCGUUCUAAGUGAUGGCUUUGCUAGGUAGAGUAAUCUUGGAUAUAGGUCCUUGCCUUUCAUUACUUUGAUACUUCUUUCCAGCCCCUUCUUGCCUGUAAGGUUUCUUUUGAGAAAUCAGCUGAUAAUCUUAUGGGAGCUCCUUGGUAGGUAACUGUCUCCUUUUCUCUUGCUGCUUUUAAGAUUCUCUCCUCUUUGAUUUUGGGUAACUUGGUGAUGAUGUUCCUUGAUGUGUGCUUCCUUGGGUCCAACUUCUUUAGGAUUCUAAGCUUCCUGGACUUCCUGGAAGUCUAUUUUCUUUGCCAGGUUGGGGAAGUUCUUCAUUAUGUUUUCAAAUAAGUUUUUGACUUCUUGCUCUUCCUCUUCUCCUUCUAGCACCCCUACAAUUUUGAUUUUGGAACAUUUACAGUUGUCCCAGAGGUUCCUAAGCCUCUUCUUACCUUUUUGAAUUCUUGUUUCUUCAUUCUGUUCUGGUUGAAUGUUUAUUUCUUCUUUCUAGUCCAAACCAUUGAUCUGAGUCCUGGUUUCCUUCCCAUCACUGUUGGUUCCCUGUAUGUUUUCCUUUAUUUCACUUUUCGUAGCCUUUACUCUUUCCUGUAUUGUGUUACCAUAUUCAACCAAUUAUGUGAGCAUCCUGAUUACCAGUGUUUUGAACUGUGUGUCUGAUAGGUUGGCUAUCUCUUCAUUGCUUAGUUGUAUUUUUUCUGGAGCUUUGAUGUCCUCUUUCAUGUGGGCCAUUUUUUUUUUUUUUUUUGGUCUGGGCAUGCCUGUUAUGUAGUAAGGGGUGGUGCUUUAGUUAUUGGCCAGGGUGGGGCAACCCACAUUUCUGCAUGGUGGUGCUGUCUGUGGGGGAGGGGUCCGAGAGGGAACAAUACCACUUGUUCAGCUCUCUGCCAGCUUUCAGUAACUUCCCCCACUACCCACAAUCAAAUUGGGCCCUUCUGAUGCUGAUUCCCAGGUGAGUGGGUUUGUGUAUGUUCUGGGACCCUGUAGGUCUCUCCAAUGAACUCUCCUGUGAGGCUGGGAGUUUCUCCUGCUGCCUCAACCCCCACAGGUGUUUUUGGUCAGAGGUUUUGAGGCUUUAUUUCCCGGCACUGGGACCCUGGGUUGCAUGGUCUGUCUUGCUCCCAGUUUUUCCUCCCGGUCUAUCCACACACAAAUGUGGGACUUCCCACUCUGCCAGCUGCUGCCUUGCCCUGAGUUCUCUCCACCUGGCUGCCCAUCUCUGCCCCUUCUACUGGUCUAUAUAAAUGUUUCUUCUUUAACACCUUGGUUGUAAGACUUCCAUACAGUUCAAUUUUCUGGGAGUUUUGGUUGUUUUUAAAUUCAUUGUUGUCCUUUUGGUUGUGCAAAGAGGCACAGUGUGUCUACCUAUGCCUCCAUCUUGGCCAGAAGUCUGUCAAUGGAUCCAAAUGUAAUCUUUUAAAAGUUGCUUAAUAUUUAAGAGGUCAGAAAACACAAGGGCUGACCUGUUGAGCUGACUAUAAGUAAAACUAAUCAGAGGUGUAAGCUUUGACUUGUGUUUGACCUACACAGGAAGCAACUUCUGUAGGCUGUCCUUUGUAAUUGUCCUCAGAAGUCCUUCUCCCUUGAGUUCCAUACAGAAAGUGUACAGGUGCAGAAAAGGCUAUGUGUCUGACCUAUUUAAUUUCCACCAGUGAAUUCAUGUAUUUGGUUGCCAGCAUAUAAUCUGUUCACUGCAACUCCUUCUUCCUCUUUUUUUCACUUUCAAAUCGUAGGCUGGGCACAGCUCUGGUUAGCCAUCAAUCCCCUGCCCCACCCCACACAAAGUUGUCCAGUGAAUGCCUAGCAUCUAAUAAAAUGAAUUCAAAGGUUUCCAUGAAUGUGACUCCACCCAGUCUUCUAAGCGUAUCUCCCAGUAUUGCUGUAGAUUGUAUUGAUUAGUGUUCUUCACUAGUCUUGCAACACUAGUCUUGCAAGAAAACAUUCUAUAAAAGUGCCCCUGCCAAGUAAAUGUCAGAAGCACUGCAUACCAUCUCCUCCCCUCAGAAAUAUGCAAUGAAUGGUAGGGUAUUGCCAAGCUAAGAGGUCCUGCUUUAAAGAAAGGGAUUUAGCUUUUUCUUGCCGAGUCAUUUUCUAAACUAAUUUGAUGAUAGAACCCUUCUUAUCAUGUAGCUCUUAUUAACCUCGUGCUGAAUGUAUGUUCUGCAUUGUACACUUUUGGAAACACCCUAGAUAACCUAAACUAUUCUAGUUCUGAUACCGUCUGAGAAGUUUGUCUUCAUACCUUUGCCCAUCUUGGACUUCACAGGUUACCUACAUCACCUUCCCUUCACCUUUGCAGCCAUACUUUAAAAUUUCAGCCAAACAUGCUCCCUGCUGGCAAAUUGCUUUAGCCAGCCUUUUGGUAGCACUUUCUGUUUGUCAUGUCAGCCCCACAUGCAGAUGCCCUUGACUUUGGGAUGGGCGGGCUCACGGGGCUGGAAAGCCCACCCAUUAGACUUGGGAAGUUAAUCAGAAAUGCAUAGGGGCUCCAGGAAGGGUGAGACAGUGGGGCUGUGUGGGACAAACUGACAGUUCUGGACACGCCCCCAUGUCCAUCAGACACAGUUCACAUCACUUAGCAUGACCCUCAAGGCUCUUCACAACUGGGUCAAGCUUAUCUCCUUGGCUUGAUUUUCUUUUGUUUUUCACUGCUUCUCCCAGGCUCGGGACCAGCCCCCUGAGCUCUUCUGUGUGGCCCACCACUUCCUGUACUGGCUGUAUUUCUUCUCUGCACACAGGGUCCUUUCCUGUCCCCCCCAUUUACAAAAAGACAUGACUGUCUUGGAAUAUGAUUGUGACAAAUAAUCUCUUAUUACUGUGGCAUUCAGUCAAGCUGUUAAGUUUUAUUUAACGACAUUUCAUGGGCCAGAGAAGGAUCACAGUCCUCAACACAUACAAAUGUACCUGAUAUGUGGGUUACGGAGAGUCAGAAAGAGGUGAACCAACUCACACUGUGGCACUAACAGUGGGCAGUAGUAAAGAAGGACAGCAUGGUCCCACCUCAUUGUGUCUUUAGGAUGUUCACAGUGUGGCUACAAGAAACAACCAGAAUUUCAUAUUUUACUUUUAUUGAUACUCCAAUCCAAGCAACUCCUGUGGAAUUCUUCUGUGAUAUACCAACCCCUUCACCCCCAUACCUACACACAGCAUGCAGAAGGAAUCAAUUUAUUACUUAGCAUCUGUGGUACUUUAUUCAACCCUUAGUCUAACUGCGUGUCAUGUUUUGGACAUGGUUUAUAUCUGACUCCAUCCUGAGACCCCAGGGUAUGAGCACCUUGAAUACAAGGAGUUCCAUCGUAUUUGUCCUAGAAUCCUCAACACCUAGAAGAAUCACUGGAAUAGAGUAAUUUUUCAAACUACAGAUGGUUGAACAGAAAACACUGUAUCGACAUGGCAGCAGUGGGCACAGAAGGAAAAUAAACAUAUUCUAUUUUGUGAAAAUACAUUUUUACCACCCAGAAAUGUCGUCUGCUUCUGGGAGAGAAAAUAUACAAAAGAGAAUCAAGGUGCUCCAAACUUUGCUCCGGGCUCCUUCAGCUCUGCAGUGCCGAUUCCAGGACUGCGUGACAGUACCGCAGGGAACAAAGGCUCGGGGAGUUCCAGGUCUCCACUUAAAGCCUUAGUGCGCACUGGAAGUUUCUUCGUGACCUUGCCCUUCCUCCUCUUGCUUCAUGUCCAAACGUUCCCUCCCAUUGGUGUGGUCCCUGCCACACAGUGAUGGAAGGACUGAGUGAGCAGAUGCUUCUUGAACUCCAGCUUCCCGGACCUUGCGUUGAUUCCCCAGCACGCCUUCCCCAUUUAACUUUCUAUCCACGUGGAAAUGUAGUUCUGCUUUCAUGGCUCUCCGACAUUCUUUUUUCUUGGCUACAUUCUGCAGUUUCAAGGGUUGGGUCAGGUAUCAACUUCUCUGACAAAAAGACUCAACUGUUGACCCAACCUGACCCAGACACAACCUUCCCAAAUACGCUUCCUCCUUAGGAUGGGUUCAUUGGCCCUUCACCCUGUGCCCAGUCCUUCUGUGAUAGACAGGCUCGAUCUCUUGAACAGUGUGAGUGUCCAAAGAGUCUAAAGAGGGUGCAACCCUAAGAUCUUGCUGGUGCAAGAAUCUGUACAAACCCUGACAGGAGAGGGGGCUUAGCCUCGGACGUGUGACUUUGGAGGGGGGUUUAAGGUCAGGGCCUUUCUCCAUCCACUCUACUCGCUUGCAGCAGACAACCCUUGGGUGCAAGGGGUUUAAAGGGCUGUUCCGCUUGGGUUGUUCUGGUGCAAAGCAGUCUUGUCCGGGAUAAAGGCUGGGCAAAUGAGCAGAUGCUGGGCUUACAAGGGUCCAUGUAUAUUAAGAAGCAGACAAACAGGUCUAAAACUUGUGCAAGCUGAACACUCACCUGGGUAACUUGCUAAAAAAUGCAGGUCCUGGGAAUGACCCUCAGAAACUCUGAGUCACAUAUUUGGUUCAGAGUUCUGCAUUGUGACAAUCAUCCCAGAUGACUCUGCUAGAGGGGAAUCUGUAGAUGUCACUCCGAGAAGCAUUGAACUAGACUCACACUCAGCGGACUUUUGAGUUGACCAUAAUCUUUUUGCUAAUAUGACUCCAUUACUUUGACAAAUUUGUUAGUGAACUGUUUCAGCAACCAUAUGUAACCUACCGCCUACUCUAUGCAUUAUACCAUUUAAUAUUCAUAACAGCUUUGUGGAAAAGGCUAUUACAGAUGGGAGGACUGAGCCCCACCGGAAGCAAGUGACUUGUGUGAGAUCAAACAGCAAAUAUGUGCAAAGUUCAAGUCUAAGCUGGCAUGGCUACAAAGCCAUUGGUGUCUCCACCGUGACAUAGUUUCCCUAGCUGUGGGAAGCUACACCAUUAAACAAAUAGCACACUUUCUAACCAAAAACUGAAAAAUCGUGGAGAAGAGUUUUUAUGAACACUUGCCAAAUUUUCAGUCAUGGUUUUUAUUAUCAUCAUCACCUAAUAGAGUUUUUACUUUGUGCCAGCAAGCUUUUAAGUCUUUUUCAUGUAUUAAUUUUUAAAUCCUCACAACCACACAGGGCACUCUUAUUGUCUUCAUUUCACAGAUUAGGAAAUUGAAGCACAUGGGUACUUAACUUGCCCAGUGUGCCCUCUCUGCCUCUUAUCAGGGUCAUGAUUUGAAACCAUGUAGUCUGCCUCCAGAGUCUCCUUUGAAACUACCAAACUCUGCAGUGAUGUACAUGAUGUGACAUUGACAUUGACUGUGAUAAUUGGAACUAUACGAGGUCAAGUUUGAGACGGUCUAUUCCUACCUCUUCAGAGAUAGCACUUACAAUGGUGCUGAAAUGCUCAGUGCAUGAGUUUAUAUCCAUAGCACACAAUACGAACAGUUAAUUGGUAGCUGCUUUUUUAAUUUGAUAAUUCGAAACUAUUCGUUGUAGCUAUUACUAUACCCAACAAACAUACCCAUCUCUUCUUUCUUGAUUGAUCAAGCCCUGGUUUUGUCUAGAUGGUAACACACUCAGGGAAAGUAGACUUUUUCUUGACCACAAAGUGAGGAACUAUGAUUAAAGAGUGUGAUAACUCUUACUUCCCCUUUCCUGAUAAUUAGUUUAGGGAAGGACUUUUCAUUUAGUUCUAGCCAAUGGGAAGCUUCUAGAAAGUAUUUUGUUCCUUAAUGAGUGGGAAAGUGAGAGAGUAAGCUGUACCUUCUUCUUGCCUUGAAUGUAGUUAUUUGAGGGGAAGAUGGUUGGUGCUCAGGGUACCAUUUGGGGACCACCAGGAAACAAGGCUCAACCCCCUACCAGUGAGCAAACAAACAAGGGAGGAAGACCUUGAGUUUCCAAUGGCCCAGAACCAGCUGACCUGGGCUUCCUGCUGUGAGCUGUUUAAGCCUCUCAGAAGCUCUGGGACUGUGAGUGAAACUCUCUGGGUUCCUUGCAGCCGAGAGCACCUGCAAAGCCUCCUGGGUCCAGCCUCGGUCGUUUCCGCCACGGUUUCUGCCGCCACGCCCGGAAGAUUCGGUCAUGGUCUAUUAAUAAUUUCUGUCUUCUAAAGCAGUUUUCUGAUCAAUCGAAAGGCAUUCUUAUUCUUGUAUUUUUCCCAUGGAAGAACCCACAGCCCUAAUCACACCUCAAGAAACUUGCUUGAGGCUUUCGAGGUUUUGGUCUGCGCUGUUUUCUUUUGUGUGUUUAUCACUGAAAACAAAAAGGACACACUUACUGAAAAGAUCCAAAUUGUACAAAAACGAAUAACCUUGGACAUAAAGGUGACUCUAAUUUCCUUCAAGAUCUGUUUUUUGGUGUAAAGUGGACCCACAUGUGAUAAAAACGAAUGUCUACUGGGAGCUUACCCUACGUGAGGCUCUGUUCGCAUUACUGAGCAGGUGUCAAUUCAUGCGACUCUCCCCACGUUUCAUCAUUGGAGGCGGGGACCAUGAGGGACAGAGAGGGGCCUGGGUGGGUGGCAGUGGCAGUGACAACAUGAACCUCAGGGGUUCAGUACCUCAGUCCACCAGACUGUGCUAUCUCCACUGUGAUGCUUAGUAAAUAUUUGUUCAAUCAACACAUGCAUUUCAUUGUUCAGAAGUUUUAAAUGUUUUUAAUGAAUUUUGAUAGUACUUUUCUUUAUAGGUUCUGGCCUUGGUGUUCCUGUUAAGAGAGGCAAUUUCAAUUCUUAAACAGAUUAAUUACUCAGAUUAUUUAACUUCCAGGUGUCCAAAACAUACCAUUUCUUCAUAGCAACUUCCUAAUACUUUCUCAAUAAUGUAGCCAAGCAUUAUUGCACACAUCAGAAAAUCAAUUCUUUGAAUUGUUUAUUAACUGAUAUAAGCUGAAGAAUUUUAUCACACAAAACAUUGCUUUGACAUUUCUAACAAAGUUUAUCUGAAAUUCACAGUCACCAUUAGUGACAACGAUUCACUGCAUGUACUUUUGUCUCCUUAUUCUGCCCGAGCCAGAACCAGAACGAUUGAGUACAUCACCUGAGCCUCUUGCUGUAAGACAUGCCAUGAUACUGGUAAUUAACCGAGAAGCCUGGUAGCAUCUAAUGUCUCUCUGAAAGACUGUUGAUGGACGAACAAUGGAUAGGAAAGACCUAGCAUCUUGCUGAGAAUUGUUUAUCAUGUUUGCAAUUAUAGGCCAUUUUCAAAGGAGCUUUGAACAAAAGGCUCGAUCGCUCAUUCAUUGUGCCAGCUUCAGGAGCCUGGCUGACCAGGAUGCUACAUUUACCACCUGAACCGACAAUGAUACAUCUUCCCCUUUCUUUUUUAAGAUACCUGUCAUUUCCCCCGUGGAUUUGAAACAACUAUGAUUAUCAUUUUAAUCUACAGCCAGCUUUUUACAGACAAUGCUCCCACUGAAGAUUUCAUAAAUGUAUCAGCAGGAGACCAUAAUUAUGAAGUACCCUAGCGAUUUACUAAUACCCCACUAGUGUUUGAGUUUCCUACAGUGCCGUAGCAAAGUGCCACAGAUCAGGUGGCCCAAAAUAACAGAAACUUAUUCUGUCACAAUGCUGGAAACUAGAAAUCUGAUGUCAGAUGGCCGCAGGAUCGUGCUCUCUCUAAAACCACAGCGAGAAUCUUCCUUACCUCCUCCUCGCUUCUGGUGGUGGCCCUCAGCCCUCGAUGUCCCUUGUCUUGCAGCUGCAUCCCUCCAGCCUCUGCCUCCGCCAUCACCUGGGGUUUUCCCUGUGUGGUGGUGGUCAAAUCUCUCUCUUCUUAAGAGUGUGGCAGUCAUAUUGGAUCAGGGCUCCUCUUAAUGACCUUGUCUUAACUUGGCUUCUACAAAGGCCCUAUUUCCAAAAAAGGUCACAUUCCCAAGAACAGGGGGGGUAAGACUUCAACAUUUUGGAGGGACACAAUUCAGUCUGUAACAGGUAGGGGACAUGCAAGCACACCUUCAAGACAGAAUGUUUUCAGGAUCUGGAAGAGUUUGCAGAUUCUCUGUAGCUUUAUUAACAGUCUCCAUAUAAACAACAGCACAUGCACAGAAGUGGUUGGUAAUGGAAGCACAGGAACGUCUAAAACUAAAGAGCAGAAGACAGGUAGGUGACGCCCCACAGUUCACUCAAGGUUGUGUUAUUGUGAGUGUCCCCUAUGUAGGAAUCAUGUGACACAUUGCCCUUGCUUGAUUCUAUGCUCACCUAACGACCUUUCAACUUAAUUUGAUGUCAGCAGGAAUUCCUCUCGUAGGGAAAGAGCAGAGGACAACUCUGGAUUGUCGUUAUUAGUUAACACAUUAGAGUUGGGAGGUUCAUGCUUCUGUAUUUUAUGAGUCAGGUUAGUGGGGCUCCAUCCUGAGAGGCUGGUCAGCUCUAAGGGUCCAGAGUCAAUCAGAAGAUGAGUAGUUUAAACACUGGAAGCCCAUAUUUUAGAACUGAUUCAACUUGCAUUGAGAGCGACCUAACCUACUGAGGAUUUAAUUAUUCUGCGAAUCAGAAGCAAGAGUCCUUUGAAAUACAUGAUCUUUAGGAUGCAGCACUGCAGUCCUGAAUCGGCGCAGUAGGAAAAGAGCCCAGUGUUCUGAUGGACCAUGCACACCUCCACGGACACCUGAAGAGUGGUUACAAAAGAGGGAGGGUGAGAAUAUGAGAAGUGUGGACGAAGCUGGCCAGCCUCCCUGCUCGGACCCUGAGACCGCCGCCUCCAGUUUCCGUUGUCGGAUGUCUGUUUCUUACUCCCGUCUCCUCCCUCAUUUCCAUUCUUCACCGUGUGGUUCUUCACUGGUGCUCCACGUGCUGACAACCGUAUGCUCUUCCCUCUGCCGACAUCCCAGGCCCUGGAGGAAGACCCUCAUCAGCCUGGCCUCUCAUCUCUCUUGAGCACACAGUUGAUCUUUCUACAGGUUAACGCCGAGUGCCCUGGCUGCCGCCGACGGUGCUUGUUUGCCGACGCAGUCACCUGACGCUGAGCUGUGACGGAAGCUGGUUAUUUCUGGCCGUGGGAAGAGAUCACCCUUUUCUCACGUCUCAGUGCUGGGCACUAUCUCACGGUAGAAAGCUGCCCAGAACCUGUUUGUUCGUGGCACUUGGAUUCAGAAAAAGGAUCCUGAGAGGAUGUGGAUGUCAUAGCUAGAAGACUGGUUAGUGCUCUAUAAAAAAAUCCAAAACUUGGCAUUACCAACGGAAAUUUGCCGUGGCGCGGAAUCCAGUUGGAGACCUUGCCAAGCGCAAUAACGCACAUCCUCAUGAACAUCGGGUAAUGUGUUCACUCCCAGGCCCAUUCACUGCCUUUCCCUGCCCCAAAUGAGAAAGUACAUCUCCUAAACGGUAGUGGACAAACCCGCCGAUAUCUUCCUCUUUAAUCUUGCUCACAGUUGACCCCGCACUCCUGUGGAUCAUGGCCCUUGGGCACCCUGCCUUCUACCGCAAUUCUUCAGAUUUAGCAAAAGGAGAUAUAUUCCACCUAAUAAGAAACUCUGACCUUUUGUAUCUGCCUUUUUGGUUUAUAUCUCAUCCGUUUGAUAUAGUUUGAGUCCUCAAACAUUUUUGUUAUUAAAUCUCUUGGUUCACUCUGACUGGUAUUUAAACACAUAUGUUGUAUGGUUUUUACUAGUUAGCAGUUAGAGCCCAAUAUUAUUUCCAAGUUCUUGCGUCAGGCAUCUGCUGUUGUUCCCCUGUGUCAUCUUCAGUGACCAUUGUGAACCUGGCCCUGAGGUGGGAGGAGAGGCCACGUCACCUGACCUGAAUACCCGGUGUGUGUGUGUCUGCGCAUUUUAACCAGCCUUCCCUCCUGUCACAGAGCUAGCCAUCUUCCUGACCCCGGCACGGGUGGUCUUGUCAGACUACUUAAGUUCCAGGUCUUUUGGAAGCAAGGUUGUCUUUCCCAGGGCUCUGUUCA
Artibeus jamaicensis (Jamaican fruit-eating bat) is the source of this 13310-nucleotide messenger RNA. It is a transcript of the gene TLR3, whose product is annotated as toll like receptor 3. Gene Ontology annotation, cellular component: membrane. Lineage: Eukaryota; Metazoa; Chordata; Mammalia; Chiroptera; Phyllostomidae. The transcript has 5 exons. Gene Ontology annotation, biological process: inflammatory response; toll-like receptor signaling pathway; immune response. The record is from RefSeq and is a predicted model, not a curated record. Gene Ontology annotation, molecular function: protein binding; transmembrane signaling receptor activity. The coding region runs from base 340 to 3045 and encodes 901 amino acids.